This is a messenger RNA of Sus scrofa (pig), 7342 nucleotides long. RefSeq names its product potassium voltage-gated channel subfamily Q member 2 (gene KCNQ2). Gene Ontology annotation, biological process: potassium ion transmembrane transport. Gene Ontology annotation, cellular component: voltage-gated potassium channel complex; membrane. Lineage: Eukaryota; Metazoa; Chordata; Mammalia; Artiodactyla; Suidae. Gene Ontology annotation, molecular function: voltage-gated potassium channel activity. The record is from RefSeq and is a predicted model, not a curated record.
GCCGCCGCCGUCUCGGCCAUGCGGCUCCCGGGCCGGGGAACUGGGCUCGGGCCCGCGCCGCCCCCAGCGCACCGCCCCCGCUGAACCUGCGCCCGCCCGGGCGCCGCCCGGCACCAUGGUGCAGAAGUCGCGCAACGGCGGCGUAUACCCUGGCCCCAGCGGGGAGAAGAAGCUCAAGGUGGGCUUCGUGGGGCUGGACCCCGGCGCCCCCGACUCCACCCGGGACGGCGCGCUGCUCAUCGCCGGCUCCGAGGCCCCCAAGCGCGGCAGCAUCCUGAGCAAGCCGCGCGCGGGCGGCGCGGGCGCCGGGAAGCCCCCCAAGCGCAACGCCUUCUACCGCAAGCUGCAGAAUUUCCUCUACAACGUGCUGGAGCGGCCGCGCGGCUGGGCGUUCAUCUACCACGCCUACGUGUUCCUGCUGGUCUUCUCCUGCCUCGUGCUGUCCGUGUUCUCCACCAUCAAGGAGUACGAGAAGAGCUCGGAGGGCGCGCUCUACAUCCUGGAAAUCGUGACCAUUGUGGUGUUCGGCGUGGAGUACUUUGUGCGGAUCUGGGCUGCCGGCUGCUGCUGCCGGUACCGCGGCUGGAGAGGGCGGCUCAAGUUUGCUCGGAAGCCCUUCUGUGUGAUCGACAUCAUGGUGCUGGUGGCCUCCAUCGCCGUGCUGGCGGCCGGCUCCCAGGGCAACGUCUUCGCCACGUCGGCGCUGCGGAGCCUGCGCUUCCUGCAGAUCCUCAGGAUGAUCCGCAUGGACCGGCGCGGCGGCACCUGGAAGCUGCUGGGCUCCGUGGUCUACGCGCACAGCAAGGAGCUGGUCACUGCCUGGUACAUCGGCUUCCUCUGCCUCAUCCUGGCCUCGUUCCUGGUGUACUUGGCGGAGAAGGGCGAGAAUGACCACUUCGACACGUACGCGGACGCGCUCUGGUGGGGCCUGAUCACCCUCACGACCAUCGGCUAUGGCGACAAGUACCCCCAGACCUGGAACGGGAGGCUCCUGGCGGCGACGUUCACCCUCAUCGGCGUCUCUUUCUUUGCUCUUCCGGCCGGCAUUUUGGGGUCUGGCUUUGCUCUGAAAGUUCAAGAGCAGCAUCGUCAGAAGCACUUCGAGAAGAGGCGGAACCCUGCAGCAGGCCUGAUCCAGUCCGCCUGGAGGUUCUACGCCACCAACCUGUCCCGCACGGACCUGCACUCCACGUGGCAGUACUACGAGCGCACGGUGACCGUGCCCAUGUACAGCUCGCAAACUCAAACCUACGGGGCCUCCAGACUGAUCCCCCCGCUCAACCAGCUGGAGCUGCUGCGGAACCUCAAGAGUAAGUCUGGACUCGCCUUCAGGAAGGAGCCUCAGCCGGAGCCCUGUCCAAGUCAAGGCAGACGGUGCAGAAAGUCCCUGUGUGGAUGCUGCUCUGGACACGCUAGUCAGAAGGUCAGUUUGAAAGACCGUGUCUUCUCCAGCCCCCGAGGCGUGGCUGCCAAGGGCAAGGGGUCCCCUCAGGCCCAGACCGUCCGGCGGUCGCCCAGCGCCGACCAGAGCCUGGAGGACAGUCCGAGCAAGGUGCCCAAGAGCUGGAGCUUCGGGGAGCGCGGCCGCGCACGGCAGGCCUUCCGGGCCAGGGGCGCCGCUUCCCGGCAGAACUCGGAAGAAGCAAGUCUCCCGGGAGAGGACGUUGCCGACGACAACAAGAGCUGCAACUGCGAGUUUGUGACGGAGGAUCUGACCCCGGGCCUCAAAGUCAGCAUCCGGGCCGUGUGUGUCAUGCGGUUCCUGGUGUCCAAGCGGAAGUUCAAGGAGAGCCUGCGGCCGUACGACGUGAUGGACGUGAUCGAGCAGUACUCGGCCGGCCACCUGGACAUGCUGUCCCGCAUCAAAAACCUGCAGUCCAGGGUAGAUAUGAUCGUGGGUCCCCCGCCCCCUUCAACUCCCCGGCACAAGAAGUACCCCAGCAAAGGGCCCACGGCCCCUCCGAGAGAGUCACCCCAGUACUCACCUAGAGUGGACCAGAUCGUGGGGCGGGGUCCGGCCAUGGCGGACAAGGACCGAAGCAAAGGCCCGGCUGAGGCGGAGCUGCCCGAGGACCCCAGCAUGAUGGGACGGCUGGGGAAGGUGGAGAAGCAGGUCCUGUCCAUGGAGAAGAAGCUGGAUUUCCUGGUGAACAUCUACAUGCAGCGCAUGGGCGUCCCCCCCGCCGAGACCGAGGCCUACUUCGGGGCCAAGGAGCCGGAGCCGGCACCGCCGUACCACAGCCCGGAGGACAGCCGGGACCACGGCGGCAGGAACUGCAUCAUCAAGCUCAUCCGCUCCGCCAGCUCCACGGGCCAGAAGAGCUUCGCGGCGCCCCCGGCCGUGCCCCCCGCCCAGUGCCCGCCCUCCACCUCGUGGCAGCAGCAGUGCCACGCACGCCAGGGCCACGGCACCUCACCCUCCGGGGACCCCGGCUCGCUGGUGCGCAUCCCGCCGCCGCCCACCCACGAGCGGUCCCUGUCGGCCUACAGCGGGGGCCACCGGGCCAGCACGGAGUUCCUGAGGCAGGAGGACGCCCCGGCCUGCAGGCCCCACGAGGCCGGCCUGCGGGACAGUGACACGUCCAUCUCCAUCCCGUCUGUGGACCACGAGGAGCUAGAGCGCUCCUUCAGCGGCUUCAGCAUCUCGCAGUCCAAGGAGAACCUGGAUGCCCUCAACAGCUGCUACGCGGCCGUCGCCCCAUGUGCCAAAGUCAGGCCCUACAUCGCAGAGGGCGAGUCGGACACGGACUCGGACCUCUGCACCCCGUGCGGGCCGCCGCCGCGCUCGGCCACGGGCGAGGGCCCCUUCGGCGAUGUGGGCUGGCCCGGGCCCCGGAAGUGAGGCCGCCCGCCGGCCUCUCCCUGACUUCCGGCCUCCGGGUCUUGAGGCGGGACCCCCGGGGCCCUCUUCUUGCAGAAACGCGGCAGGGGUGCCGCCUGGGGCAGUGGCAGGCGCGGCCCUGGUCUCUCGCGCCAAGGUUGGCAAGAAUUCUUUUCCAGCAAGGGGCAGCCAGGCUGGCCGUGCCCAUCUGCAGACUGUUGGCCCGGGUGGGACAGAGGCCGGGGCCAAGGCUGAGGACAGGCCACUGGCAGCCAGGUGGUGGGCCGGGAGCAGGGCCGGGUGAGGGUGGCAGCGAGGGGCAGGCUGUCUCCUGAAGAUCACGGCCUGGAGGCUGGGGAGGUGUGGCAGCCCCCUGGCGAGGCCUGCCCCACCCCGCCGUUUCUGCCCUGCCCCAUCCACCUGCCAGCCCCGCUGGGGCCGUGGCCCUUGCCUUCUGGGUGCCCGUUCAGAGCUGCUGGUCAGUGUUGCUGCCCUUCUCCCGCUGGGUUCUGAGCGCCCUGUGGUGAGAGCCAGCCCCACAUCCAGGGCCCUGGCUUGGCAGGGUGGAGGCGAGGCGGGACCACCCUGGAGCAGAGGGACGCUCAGAACUCCUGAACUUGGCUCUGGUCGGGAGGGGCCCCGCAGGCUCCAGGGGUCCUUGGGGGCUCCCUUCCAGACCUGGAAUGCGGGGGACUCUCCCCUCUGCCCUGGCCAGGCGCCGGCCACCAGGCUUCAGCCAGCCCUGCGAUGUGGGCCAGCCUGCGGAGGGCACCCCUGGGGCCGGGUUAGGGUUCCAGGGUCCUGUGCUGGGGGCGUCCUGGGGGCGGAAUUGCUCGCUUCCUCUGCUGGGACCCUGCCUCGCCUGGCCCCCUUCAGGCCCCCCAGGCUGGCCUGGACGAGGCCUCGCAGGGUGGUGGAGGUCUGCUCUGUCCUGGGGGUGUCUCCUGCCCCCAGCCAGUCCCCUCCACUGACUGGCUUGUGCUGGGGCAGGGGCCCUGCCCCCCCCUUCCUGGCACCUUGGCCUGAGGGGCAUCAGCCAGCGUGGGAUCCCCAACCUGGGCCUUUGGCGGUCGGUCGGCUGGGGGUCUGGUAUUUGGGGUGACAGGACAGCAAGUCUGGACACCUCGCCCUCUGAGGGGUGACUGUACACCAGCACCAGGCUGGCUAAGCCACCGUGUCGGGGGAGAGCCUGCCUGUGUCCCCAGCAUGCUUCGUCCACCCCAGGCCGGGCUGGUCGGUGGGAGAGGCCACCUGUCCUCCAGGAAGGGCUUUGAGAGCGUUGUCUGCGGGGCACGUGCCCCUGGCUGUCGGGGUCCUGGCGCUCGGAGAUCUUCAGGGAUCGGAGUCUGCUGAGCUUCUGGGUGUGGCCCCGCCCCUGCCAGGACCCCCAGGGUGAGGGUGGGCUUGGCACGGGGCAGGAGGACCCAGCUUGGGGCUGGAAGCUGCGGACUAUGUGCUGGCCUGCGCCCGAGGACGCCCCUCCCUCCCCGCCUCCUGGGGCCCCACACCCCUGAAUGUCUGCUCCGUGUACCCCCUCCUGUUCUCCAGGACAGUGUGUCUGGCCUCAGACGCCCCAGGGGUGAGGAAGGCCCCUUCCCGUGUGGGUGGUGGGCUCCCCGUGUGGCUGGUGGGCUCCUCUGGGAGAGAUCUGAGCCCCCGCCCCCACCCUCCUGUCAUGGCAGAGGGAGACCUCCAGCUACAGGCCCCCAGAAGCACGUCCACGCCCCACCCCACCCCGGCCGCUGCUCCAAGGCCCUGGGAGAAGCCGCCUCAGGUGGCCAGCAGCUGGGGCCUGUCCCCUGCGGGGUCUCGGCCACCAUGGCCCCCGUCCUGGUGGGGGCCCUUGGCCCAAGAGAGAGGGUUGUGUUCUGUUCCACGUGCUGCCUGUGCCGUGGGCCCCAUGUUGGGAGGAGCCCCCGGAGCUGCCCAGCCAGACACAGGUGCCAAGGCCACCGCCCAAAGGCCCUCAGGUCACCGCAGGAGAGGUGGAGGCUAGACUGUCAGCAGGGGGGCCGUGGAGGCUCCAAGGAAGCCUAACCCCUUGGAAAGCGGGAGGCACACAUCUCUGCUCAGGGGAUGGUUGGGGUGCAGUUUGGGGAUGGGAGGGUGGAGGCUCCGCGGGGCCCCCGGACCCCGGCCACGCAGCAUGUGCUCCUCCCAGUGCCUGCCCGCUGCCCAGCGCCCUCGGGAGCCGUCGCAGGAAAGUGCCCGCUGCCCAGCGCCCCCUUGGGAGCUGUCGCAGGAAAGAGAUUUCGUUGGAAAGUCAGCGCCCUCUCUGGGCAUGCGUGUGACCCCGAGAGGGCGACCCUGCCCUGCGGCAAGUGUGACAAAGGUUUCUCAAGACAAGUGUAUUUGUUACUAGGCCCCCUUGCACACGCCUGUGCUCACAUGCGCCUGCAAACACACACAUACACGUGGACACACGCACACUCACCCCCACGUCCCAUGUCCACACACCCGCACAGGUGCCUCGUCCCGCUUGUUUCUGAGGCUCUGCCCCCUUUAAGCCCAAGGAAUUAACAGCUUUGGGAGCUGCAGGUGGUCCUGGAACCUUGACCCCCAGGCGGAGGCUCCAGCUGCCCCGGAGGGUAGAAGGGCCCCCACCAGGUGACAGGGCCACAGUGGCACCACCCUGCUUUGGGGAGACUUGCUUCAAAACCCCAUUUGGAGACUCAGGGGGGUCCACAGCACGAGGGGCCCGCCUGGUUAGCACGAAGAAGGGACCCCUACCCCGCCCAGUCCCAGCCCAGAGUCAUCCCCCGCCCGCAACUCCCCCGGCUUUCAUGGGUCAAUUUAGUGUUAACGUCUUCCCUGCCCCGGGCGGGGGGGCCCUCAGGGAUCCCAGAUCUGAGAAGUAGACACGGGAAAGGGGGAGGUGUCCUCUGCCAGCCCCACCUUCAGGGAGCACCCAUGGAGCAGGUGCCCACCCCACUGCUGUUUGCAGCCAAACUUGGCCCUGGGCCAUUUCUAGAUGCUUCUGAAGCCCAGAGUGGGGAGGGCUGCCUGGAGGCCUGUGUAGAGAGCCUGGCGUUGGUACGAUUUCACACUCACCCUGGAUGGUGGACAGCGUGCAGAGCGCUGGGUGGAGGCACUUGCCCUGAUUUCUGUCGCUCCGAGGCACGGGCCCAGGAGCAAAUGCCGUGUGAGGAGGGAUGGCCCGACAGUGAGGGCGUGCCGUUGGGGGGUGGGGGGAGCGCUGAGCAGCAGGUGGGGCUCUGGACGCCUCGCCCCCUGUGCACACUGGCUCCGGAUGCCUCCUGCCUGACUGAUGCUGUCCCGAGAGGUCUGCCCUCGGCCAUGGUGUGGGCAGCUGUGCCCUCUGGGACCCCUGAGCGGGUCUUGGGUGUGCCAGUGUUCAGUGUGGGGUAGGAGGGCUGGAUGGGGCCCCGAAGGGAUGGGCUGCCUCCUGCACCCCCAGGGACAGCUGCCAGGUGCAAAGGGGGAGAGAUCACCGGGGAGGGCUUCCCAAGGAGGUGGCAUGCUGGGAGCUUCCCGCCUCCCUCUCUCCAAGGGGCCUGGGGCGCCUGCUGCCCAUGUCCAGGCCCUGUGUAGCCCCUGGAGCGUGUGGGCCCAUUGUUUGGUUCUGGAUUCUGCUGUCUCCUGAGGGGCGGGGGCUGGAGGGAGGGAGCUUAGGAGGCAGGAGGAGGGGACAGUGACCUCUGGUCUCGGACUCUUGCGUGGGUGGCCCGGCCGGUAGAGGCAUGGCCUGGGGGCCCUGUCUAGAGAGACCCUAGGGACGGGCAGAUCAGGUGCCGGCCGGGGAGGGAACCCUGCUGGGGGGAGGCCCUUGGUCCUGGCGUUUCCGGCCGUCACGUGGGCUUUGCGGUGCGCCGCACGUCCAGCUCUGAGCGGGUUCAUAAAGUUGCCUUAAUGUGCGUUGAUGAAAAUCCACUGAGGUCACCCCACGUCCCCUUGGCAUCUGCCAGGCACCCACAUGGGCCACGCCACCCCUCCCUGGGGUCUACGGGACCUGCUCCACAGCAAGCACAGAGCAGGAGGAGGCUCUCGUCAUCAUUCCUGCGGGCUCGGCCUGCACGUCGCCUGGGACCCCCGGGGCCCUCCGCGCCCCCACCAUCCCCCAGCUGUCACCCUCCGGCCCGAAGGUGGCUCAGCCCCCAUCUGUGCUCUUGCCUUGGCUGUCUUUGCACUUUCGUUCAUGUUCAUGCUCCAAAGAUACGUCAUGAUGCCUUCAGUGCCGACCGCAGCGCCUCCCGCGUGUCCCUGCAGCGCAGCCGGGUCUCUUCUCGUGGACGUGUCACCACCUGUGACAGGUGACGUGUGCCCUCCGUUUUCGAGCGACAGACGCCCGGGGGAAGAGCUCUAGUUUCCUACGGACCAGCUCACUGUCAGGUCGACGCCUGUGCCGCCAGAUGGCCAGGGCGGGUUUGCCCGGGGACCGCGGGUAUGGAGUCAGGCGGCGGGGACGCUGGGGACAGUUCUGGAAAGCUCUGCUGCCUGGGGAUGAGUCCGGAUGCCCAGUGGGUCUGUGCACUUAGUAAACACAGUGGUUCAGCCUGGACA